CGCAUACAUAGCAAAACGAAGUACAGUGCAUCGCUAUAAUUCAUUAAUACAUCAUAAAUCGUGAAGCACAGGGUUAUAACGACCACGAUCCACAAAUCAAGCCCUCCAAAAUCACCCAAAUGAGCUCGUACUUUGUAAACUCCUUCUCGGGGCGUUAUCCAAAUGGCCCGGACUAUCAGUUGCUAAAUUAUGGCAGUGGCAGCUCUCUGAGCGGCUCUUACAGGGAUCCCGCUGCCAUGCACACCGGCUCUUACGGCUACAAUUACAAUGGGAUGGAUCUCAGCGUCAACCGCUCCUCGGCCUCAUCCAGCCACUUUGGGGCGGUGGGCGAGAGCUCGCGCGCCUUCCCCGCGUCCGCCCAGGAGCCCCGCUUCAGGCAGGCGACAUCCAGCUGCUCCCUGUCCUCGCCCGAGUCACUGCCCUGCACUAACGGCGACAGCCACGGCGCCAAGCCCUCUGCUUCGUCCCCUUCCGACCAGGCGACCCCAGCCAGCUCCAGCGCCAAUUUCACCGAAAUAGACGAGGCCAGCGCGUCCUCUGAGCCUGAGGAAGCUGCGAGCCAGCUAAGCAGCCCGAGCCUGGCUCGGGCACAGCCAGAGCCCAUGGCCACCUCUACAGCCGCGCCCGAGGGGCAGACUCCACAGAUAUUCCCCUGGAUGAGGAAGCUUCACAUCAGCCACGAUAUGACUGGGCCAGACGGAAAAAGGGCCCGGACCGCCUAUACUCGCUACCAGACCCUGGAGCUGGAGAAGGAAUUCCACUUCAAUCGCUACCUGACCCGGCGGCGACGGAUCGAGAUCGCCCACGCGCUUUGCCUGUCCGAGCGUCAGAUCAAGAUCUGGUUCCAGAACCGUCGCAUGAAGUGGAAGAAAGACAACAAACUGAAAAGUAUGAGUUUGGCUACAGCCGGCAGCGCCUUCCAACCCUGAGCCCAUCCCGAGGAGCCCUGGGAGGCCCAAGAGCCCGCACCACGCCCAGCCCGACCCUUCCAAUCUUCCCUGCACUGCCGCUGCCCGCUGGGGACCAGUUCCCACGCGCCUGUCCCACCCCAGCCCUGUGUUACAAUUUUUCGUUUGGUCUUAGGUCUUCCCAUGGCUCCCUCUCUCCUGGACUGGUUAUUCUUGUUAUUAUUGUUAAUAAUAAUAAUAAUAAUUAUUAUUAUUAUUUCCCCUCCGUGCUCCCCACUUCUCUUGGCUCGCCCCCAAGUUGCCAGUGUUUCUGAAUGUCCUCGUGUCUGUGGUUGCGCUCCUUUCCCCAGGAAAAAGAAAAGAAAAAGAAAUUCGCAUGUUUAAUGUGACUUCCCACUCCCUGUCUGUGUUCUAACUUAUUUAUAAAAGGAUGAUGGCUGUAUUUUGAGUUUCUGCUGGAAACUUCCAUGGGGGGUAGCAGUUGAGGUUGGGUAGUGCUGGGCCCAGCUGAGCUGGCCUAGGGAAUGGAGUCCAUGACUGUGCUCCCACUUUUCUCCCACUUCAGCAGCCCCACCCCCCACCCCCACUCCCUAGGCUCAGGUAGCUUGUUCCUUGGGGUGGGAAGG
This is a messenger RNA of Rattus norvegicus (Norway rat), 1534 nucleotides long. It is a transcript of the gene Hoxb5, whose product is annotated as homeo box B5. The coding region runs from base 120 to 929 and encodes 269 amino acids. NCBI's taxonomy places the organism in Eukaryota, Metazoa, Chordata, Mammalia, Rodentia, Muridae. The record is from RefSeq and is marked provisional. The transcript has 2 exons.